UUGUGAACUCCACAAGCUGGCAGAAGCAGAGUUUGCACAAUUUUCGCCAUUCGAAAAGAAAAUAAAUAAAUCGUUCCAAAAAAGUCGAUCAAAUUGAAUAAAUAGCUACAAAAAGAGCAAAAAUUUAUUGUAAAAAUUUUUGUUGAUGCAAUGUGAAUAAACCGCUUUUGUAUGAAUAUAGGCGAUGUAAAAAUAAUUUGGUCACGUUAUUUUUAGAAAUUUGUGAACAUAUAAAAAUCAUCGAAACUAUGUCCCUACUACGACAGUGUGGAGCUGCUUUGGGGAGGAGACAUGCAGUACAACAGUUUCUGCUGAGACCUCUCCUAAUUGGUUAUGAUAAUUGCAAUGUCUCGUCGUCGUUUCAGCCAACGCAUUCCUUUGUCCCAACAACCGGGUGUGCAGUGCGUGGUUAUAAAAAGUUCGGCCACAAAGAGGAACCAACUCCCCGCUUAACAAAAUAUUUCCACGCGUUUGUUGCCACUUUAUUUGUGCUAACGAUAUUGGACUUUAAAAAAAUAAAGAAAGCCAUUAUGCCCAAAGUGGACGCGGCGACACCCAAAGAGGAAGGUGUUCCCAAUAAAAGUAAUGAGGAAACUGAAGUGCUUAAUGAUGAAUCGUCUGACACGGAAUGCGCGUCGGUUGGCAAGUCCAAGCGCGAAAAAAUGGGCUUUCGUCAACGAAAGAUUAUUGAAUACGAAAAUCGUAUACGCGCCUAUUCGACACCGGACAAAAUCUUUCGCUAUUUCGCCACAGUACGUCUUACCACACCUACAACUUCGGAAGUCUGCAUGACUCCUGAUGACUUUCUGCGUUCAAUUUAUCCCGGCAUAAUGCAGCCAGAGGGUUUGGGUCUGGACCAGUAUCGGCGCUAUGAUCCUAAGGAUGUAUCUGAGUGUCUGAAACUGCAUUUGGAUGAGGACAGCAUAUUUUAUAAAUUAGGCUCAUAUGGGUUGAUUACUUUUUCGGAUUAUAUCUUCUUGCUGACCGUACUUUCAACUUCACGUCGUCAUUUCGAAAUCGCUUUUCAAAUGUUCGAUCUGAAUGGUGACGGCGACGUGGAUAGUGAAGAAUUUGAAAUGGUGGCCGAUUUGGUGCGCCAGCAAUCGACAAUAGGCAGCAGACAUCGCGAUCAUGCCGCCACAGGCAAUACGUUUAAGGGUGUAAACUCCGCUCUGACCCACUACUUCUUCGGCCCGAAUUUAGAUCAGAAGUUGACCAUUCAAAAAUUUAUACACUUCCAAACGCAGUUACAGCGCGAAAUUUUAACGCUCGAAUUUGAGCGCAAAAAUCCGAAUAGUGAGGGUCUCAUAACUGAAGUGGAUUUCGCCGAACUGUUGGUGGCUUAUGCUGGAUAUUCGCAUAAGAAGAAGGCGCGUAAAUUGAAGCGCGUCAAGCGUAAAUUCAAGGACAACAACUUGGGUAUCUCCAAAACGGACUAUCUCGAUUUCUUCCACUUUUUGAGCAACAUCAAUGAUGUGGACACCGCGUUGACGUUCUAUCACAUUGCGGGCGCCUCGAUUGAUCAGGCAACACUUAAGCAUGUCGCUAAAACAGUGGCAAUGGUGGAGCUAAGAGAUCAUGUAAUUGAUGUCGUUUUUACCAUUUUCGAUGAAGACAACGACAACCAGCUGAGUAAUCGCGAAUUCGUCGCAGUCAUGAAGAAUCGCCUGCAGCGCGGCUUGGAAAAGUCAAAGGAUACUGGUUUUAUAAAAAUGAUGCGCUCGAUGUUGAAAUGUGCCAAAGAAACAAAGCCGGUGCUUUUGGAUCUGUAAAACAAAAAUUUUAUUAAGAAUUAGGAGAUUAAUCUACGACUGCUGCAGUUUAAUGAAUGAAAAUUUUUGAUAAAUUGGUGCUACUUUUCGAAUGCACUUCCUUCCGCUUUAAUUCGGCAACCAGUUUUUUUCUACAUUUAUAGUUCCUUGUUGUAACCUAAAAUUGUUUUUAUUUAUUAUAUUUAUUUAAUAAAAAAUUUGCUAUUUUUUUGCGUUAA
This is a messenger RNA of Anastrepha obliqua, 1990 nucleotides long. RefSeq names its product calcium uptake protein 1 homolog, mitochondrial (gene MICU1). Gene Ontology annotation, biological process: calcium import into the mitochondrion; mitochondrial calcium ion homeostasis. NCBI's taxonomy places the organism in Eukaryota, Metazoa, Arthropoda, Insecta, Diptera, Tephritidae. The transcript has 8 exons. The record is from RefSeq and is a predicted model, not a curated record. Gene Ontology annotation, molecular function: calcium ion binding. Gene Ontology annotation, cellular component: uniplex complex. Bases 249 to 1772 code for a protein of 507 amino acids.